AUGAGGCUCUUAUAAAAGCAGCGACGAGCAACCGCUGAGGAACUACAACGAUGAAGGUCGCCGUUCUGGUCUUGUGUGCGGCUGCGGUGAUCGCAACCGCGACUCCCGUGAUCGAAGAAACCGAUGAAAUCGUCAGCGAUAAUAUCGCACCGGAAGAAAUCACCAAAGCAGAUGAAGAGGUUUUAGGCAAUGCUACGCUGAGGAUCGCCGAUGUAGAGUUCGAGAAGCCUCUGCAAGAAAACGAAGAGAAAAUUUCGUACGCCGGCAGUCAAUUGUGGAAAGUGGUCCUCGAGACCAACAGCAAGAAAAAAGUGAUUGCAAAAUUGCGAGACACCAGAGAUCUUUCGAUGUGGGGUGGGAAUUUAACUGCAAUCGAUGUGUUGGUCAAGGCGAAAUCCAAGGGUUUGGUGAAGAAUCAGCUGGACUUGAAUGGUAUUCAAUACGAGAUUAUCAUUGAUGAUCUGCAGAAAGCCAUCGACGACGAGAAUCCACCGGUGGAUGAAGAUGAAGACGAAGGACUGGAAAACAGACAAGGUCAUCGGAUGACCUGGCAAGCCUACCACAGGCUGGACGACGUCCACAGCUAUUUGGACUACUUGGAGCAAACCUAUCCAGCGUUGUGCAGCUCGCAGGUGAUCGGCAGCAGCGUCCACGGAAGACCUCUGAAACUGCUGAAGAUCAGCAACGGAAAACCGGGAAAUAAGGCGAUCUGGGUGGAUGGUGGUAUGCAUGCCAGAGAGUGGAUUUCACCAGCGACGGUGACUUACAUCAUCAACCAUUUGGUGCUGAACAUCGACUCCGAACCAAAUGAGCUGCAGAAUAUUGACUGGUAUUUCCUGCCGAUCGCCAAUCCAGACGGUUACGAGUACUCUCACACCACGGACAGACUGUGGCGUAAGAAUCGCGCCAGGUCCGGUCAAUGCGCCGGUACCGAUCUCAACAGGAAUUUCGGAUACAAAUGGGGAGGCAAAGGAAGCGGACGCAAUCCGUGCCAGGAGAUAUACGCCGGGACCGGACCUUUCUCCGAGCCAGAAACCGCUGCGAUUCGUACCUUCAUCACGUCCACGAAAGCAAAGUGGAGGGCUUACGUGUCCUUCCACUCCUACGGCCAAUACAUUUUGUAUCCAUGGGGAUACGAUAGAGUGGUAACACCGGACUACAAGGAAUUACAAACUGUAGCUCAAAAGGCUUCCAAUGCCAUAAGAGCUUCCGGAGGACCAGCAUAUACAUUCGGACCGGCCGGCAGCACCUUGUAUCCAGCAUCAGGAGGAUCAGAUGAUUGGGCCAAGGGCACUGUCGGAAUGAAAUACGCGUACACGAUCGAACUUAGAGAUUCAGGUCGUUACGGGUUCGUUCUUCCAGCGACGUACAUCAAACCCACGGCCACAGAGGCGUGGCAAGCACUGCGGGUCAUAGCCCAGGCAGCCGCAGCUUAAAUUACACCUUUACUCUAUUUAAUC
Molecule: messenger RNA, 1460 nt
Organism: Nicrophorus vespilloides
Lineage: Eukaryota; Metazoa; Arthropoda; Insecta; Coleoptera; Silphidae
Product: carboxypeptidase B-like
Exons: 5
Coding region: 51-1436 (461 amino acids)
Biological process (GO): proteolysis
Molecular function (GO): metallocarboxypeptidase activity; zinc ion binding
Source: RefSeq, a predicted model, not a curated record